This is a messenger RNA of Carassius carassius (crucian carp), 1640 nucleotides long. It is a transcript of the gene pdss2, whose product is annotated as prenyl (decaprenyl) diphosphate synthase, subunit 2. Gene Ontology annotation, cellular component: transferase complex; mitochondrion. Lineage: Eukaryota; Metazoa; Chordata; Actinopteri; Cypriniformes; Cyprinidae. Bases 359 to 1477 code for a protein of 372 amino acids. Gene Ontology annotation, molecular function: prenyltransferase activity. Gene Ontology annotation, biological process: isoprenoid biosynthetic process; ubiquinone biosynthetic process. The record is from RefSeq and is a predicted model, not a curated record. The transcript is spliced from 9 exons.
UUACGACAAGCCGUAAACUGAUGCGUAAAAGAUGGCGACCCGGUGCAGCUGUCAAAACGUGAUAGUUUAAUGUUGUACAACUGGACACCCAGAAAUCUACACGGACUAUCGGUUUGGACUAAUACACUUGCAUUAACUUAAGACCAUCGCUCGAUCAGUGGAGGCGACUUCUGUGUAAAAGAAGACGAUGUUUGCUUCCCUAAGGAGGUGACAUUGGGAGGACAGAGGCUGCUGGAUGUGACACUAAAUAAGUAAAAGAGCGUGUCAGAUCUCUGAUGUGAACUUCAAUCUGAAAGUACCGAUGAACAUUCAUACGAUUAAAUAACUGGUCUAUUAUAUUUUGGGUUUUGUUUUUAAAAUGGCUUGGAGGUCACGGCUCUCUUACAUUGGAUGGAGGCAUCUAAGUAUUUUUUCCAACCCAUCUCCGUCUAACUGGACUAAAGUAGUGUCUGAUGCUGAGAAGAUCGUAGGAUAUCCAACUUCAUUCAUGAGUUUGCGCUGUUUACUCAGUGACGAGCUCAGCAAUGUGGCCAUGCAUGUCAGGAAGCUGGUGGGAACAAAACACCCUCUGCUCAACACUGCCAGAGGAUUUGUGUACGAUAGCCGGAAUAAUCUACAGAUGCGAGGUCUCAUUGUGUUGCUGAUGUCAAAAGCAGCCGGUCCAUGUCCCAGUACCAGUGACCCGAUUCAUGACAGUAUGGUCAGCGGCAUCUACCCAAGUCAGAGGAACUUGGCUGAGAUCACAGAGCUGAUUCACACGGCCUUCCUGGUGCAUCGUGGGAUUGUGAAUCUGAAGGAGUGGACAAACUCAGAUGGCCCCCUCAAAGACAUGCAGUUUGGGAACAAGAUGGCUGUUCUGAGUGGCGAUUUCCUGUUGGCGAAUGCCUGCACGGGAUUGGCCCAGCUCAAUGACACCAAGGUGGUGGAGCUGAUCUCCAGUGCAAUCGGAGAUGUGGUGCAAGGAAUCUAUCACGAGAGCUCCACUUCUGCCGAGGAGGGGAGUCUAACAGUUGCAUCCUGGGAAGACCAGACAUUCCUGUCCCAUGGUGCUUUGCUUGCCAAGAGUUGUCAGGCAGCGAUGAAGCUGGCCAGACAUGGUAACGAGGCUCAGAAUUUGGCUUUUCUGUACGGAAAACACCUCGCUCUGGGACACAAGCUGAACUCGGAUCUACAGCCGUUCGUGAAGAGCGGGUCAGAACCGGCGGUGUUUAGUUUGGACUCGGCUCCUGUAGUCUUCCACAGACAGAUCGUUGGACCAGAGAGAUGGCGGCACCAGCUAAAACAGGUUCAAAAUAUGGCUAGACAGAUUGAUUACACAAAGCUCCGGGGCCUGAUAAAGACGGAAAGAGGCGUGAGCCAGGCACUUGACCUGUGCAGUUACCACGGCAACAAGGCCUUAGAGGCCAUAAAGUGCUUCCCAUCCUCAGAAGCUCGGUCAGCACUGGAAAACAUGGCAUGCACGGUCACCAAGUUCUGAAGAUGGUUUCAAUCUGGAUAUGACUUGCGUUGGAGUGUUUGCGGCUCCCACCUGCUCUACAGAUGAUGAUUUUUAUGUGGAACUGAUGAGUGUCGCACACAUUCAAGUUUACUGGACUCCAACAAAUCAACUUUAUCUUUUAAAAUAAAAUGAGUUGUCUUUU